UUUUAAGCUAAAUCUGGGAGUGUUUUCAUCUUGUCAGCGGUCGUUAACGCACUUAGAAGAUAUAACCCUCCGUCAUGUUCCUCACACUCGCCCUGCUGCGGAAAGGCAUCCCUGGGAAGCAGUGGAUCGGAAAGUACCGGCGGCCGCGGCAGAUUACGUGGCAGAUGAAGCGCAACACGCUGAAGAAUCUGGAGCGCGAGGCCGAAAACGAAUACUGGAUCAGCCGGCCGUACAUGACGGCGGAGCAGGACCACGGCCACGCCGCCGAGCGCCGCGCCAAGGCCUGGAUCAACAUCAAGGAAGCCAAGUUUGCGAAUUUUCCCAAAUACAAGCACAUCACGGAUCACCUGAGUCAUCUGAGAAUCACCAAGACGUGGUCGAGUUAACGAGACGACCAGCAG
Acanthochromis polyacanthus (spiny chromis) is the source of this 401-nucleotide messenger RNA. RefSeq names its product ribosomal protein 63, mitochondrial. Gene Ontology annotation, molecular function: structural constituent of ribosome. The coding region runs from base 75 to 386 and encodes 103 amino acids. Gene Ontology annotation, cellular component: mitochondrial ribosome. The transcript has 2 exons. Lineage: Eukaryota; Metazoa; Chordata; Actinopteri; Pomacentridae. The record is from RefSeq and is a predicted model, not a curated record. Gene Ontology annotation, biological process: mitochondrial translation.